AUGUCGGCUACUUCUGAUACCAAAUUGAGCAUGAAACUUCUGAUUGACACCAAGGCUGGCAAAGUCCUAUUUGCUGAGGCUGAUAAGGAUUGUGUUGAUUUCCUCUUUCACAUUCUCUCAUUGCCAGUGGGCACUGUCGUUAGUCUUCUCAAGGAAAAGGGAAUGAAUUGGUGUUUGCAUAACCUCUACAAAAGCGUAGAGAAUCUGAAUGACACUUACAUGAAGUCGAACGAAGCCAAAAACAUCCUUUUGAAACCCAAGUCUUCAAUUGGAAUAAUAUCUUCCGUUCCUCUUCGAUUGCUUAAUGACUUUCCGAUCACUCAAACGGCUCCUAAGAAUUAUAAAUGUCCUAAUUACUCCUGCUCUUAUUAUACCGAUAACCCUAAUGUUUAUUGUCCACAUUGUGAUGAAUUUGUGGUUAAUGUUGCUCCACCCGCGGCAGCUACAAGCACGGGUUUUGUGAAGGAGGUAGUGACAUACAUGGUGAUGGAUGACUUGGUGGUUAAGCCUAUGUCCACCAUCUCUAGCAUUACACUUCUUAACAAGUUUAAUGUCAAGGAUGUUGGUGUCUUGCACGAGAAAGUUGUACAUUUUGGAAUGGAAGAGGCGCUGAAGUUGCUGAAAGCAUCUUUCGAGUCGAAAGCAGUUCUGACUAGUGUUUUCAUGAGCAGCAUACAAGCGGAGAAAUAG
Molecule: messenger RNA, 690 nt
Organism: Solanum tuberosum (potato)
Lineage: Eukaryota; Viridiplantae; Streptophyta; Magnoliopsida; Solanales; Solanaceae
Exons: 2
Coding region: 1-690 (229 amino acids)
Source: RefSeq, a predicted model, not a curated record